AUGGGCCCCGUGUCGAAGAGAUCUCUGAGCAGCACAGACAGGUCGAUUUCGCCUCCUGCCUUGAGGAGAAAGCUGUCCUGUACGACAGAGUCGCAACACGUGCCAAACACAUGGUCAGGCCAAGUCCGGCUGUUCAGCUGGAAUGUCAAUGGCAUCGGGCCACUGCUUCAGAAACAUCUGUCAUUUGAGCGAGGCUCCUUGUCACCACUGAGGUCCUUCCUCAAACGGCAUCAGUGGCCGCAGUUGCUAUGCUUGCAGGAAGUGAAAAUCAGCCCAAAGGACAGUGCAACUCAGAGACGGCUACAGCACGCCGCCAACCAAGGCAAUGCCGCCGACGAGCCCACUUACAGUGUUCACUUCUCCUUACCGAGAGACAAGUAUAAUGCUACGGGGUUUGGGGGCAAAGUCCACGGCGUUGCGUCUUUGAUCCGGGACGACUUCGCCACCGGUAUUCGUGUGACACGGAAACCGGACUGGGAUCUUGAGGGCCGGGUGCUAAUCCACGAACAUGAGACAGGGCUUGCCAUAAUAAACGGGUACUGGGUCAACGGGACUUCGAACCCAUAUCGGGAUCCUGCCAGCGGCAAAGUAACCGGCACGCGACACGAUCAUAAGUUGCGAUCCCAUCAGCACAUGUUGGAUGAAACCCUUCAGCUUGGGAGGGAUGGAUAUCAGGUUGUCCUGAUGGGCGACAUGAACAUCGCCCGGGCUCGAAUUGAUGGCCAUCCCAAUCUACGAACAUCGCCUGUUCAACACGUCAAGAACCGCGCAGACUUCAAUUCCAAAUUUUUCACGGACGAGAAGGGCAUGCGCGGCAUCGAUGUCUUCAGGCAUCUCCAUGGAGAUACCGAAAAGUACACCUAUCAUCCACGGGGGAGGUCCUGGGGAGAAAGCUGUGACCGCGUGGACCUCAUCGUCGUGAGUCGAGCUUUGGUCGACGACAUGGGCGCAGUCACAGCGACUGACAUAUGUGAUUCCGCUCAAGAAAGAGGGCACAGUGACCACGUUCCCCUCUGGGUCUCCCUUGACCUCUCGAGGAUAGCUGGUGUACUGUAA
Messenger RNA from Cladophialophora yegresii CBS 114405, 1056 nucleotides. RefSeq lists its product as uncharacterized. NCBI's taxonomy places the organism in Eukaryota, Fungi, Ascomycota, Eurotiomycetes, Chaetothyriales, Herpotrichiellaceae. Gene Ontology annotation, biological process: base-excision repair. The transcript has a single exon. The record is from RefSeq and is a predicted model, not a curated record. Bases 1 to 1056 code for a protein of 351 amino acids. Gene Ontology annotation, molecular function: phosphoric diester hydrolase activity; double-stranded DNA 3'-5' DNA exonuclease activity; DNA-(apurinic or apyrimidinic site) endonuclease activity. Gene Ontology annotation, cellular component: nucleus.